This is a messenger RNA of Acyrthosiphon pisum (pea aphid), 1065 nucleotides long. RefSeq lists its product as uncharacterized. The transcript is spliced from 7 exons. Bases 222 to 929 code for a protein of 235 amino acids. Lineage: Eukaryota; Metazoa; Arthropoda; Insecta; Hemiptera; Aphididae. The record is from RefSeq and is a predicted model, not a curated record.
UACGUAGCCAUUCUUCAUGGCAUAUAGUUGUAGGUGUUAUAAUAAUAUUAUCAAAUCGAUGGAUCUGAAUCCACAAAUGACCCAGGUUUAUAUCUGAUUCUUUAAAAAAAUAAUAAUAACUAUAAUAAUAAAACAAACAAAACAUACGUUAUAAAUUAUUACGAUUCCAAGGUUCGAUUUCCCCUCCAACGCUACCAUCAAAGUGAGUUAAUUUAGCCACGAUGACGGACACAUUUCCAUUGGUGUUGCUCAUUUUAUUUAAAGUCAUUUCUGCAGGUAGCCAAACGGCUCCUUGGGUGCUCAACAGAGCUGAUCCUGGCAGUAGUAGCGUGUCGUUCUUCAACAACACUGUCACUGACUCUUACAUGAUGGUGAGAUGGACCUGGAGGGACUCGGCUAGCGGCUUCUGGGACACCAGGCUGAGAGUGACGCUCAACAAAGAAGAUAUAACCGGCGGUGGAUUCUCGUACUCCGACCAGUAUGAAAACGAAUUGGCGUCGGUCAGGUGGUUUAGAACUAAAAUGGAUGGACCGAUCAAAUGGAAGUACACCGCAUUUUCUUCGCCUCCCGACAGCUGGUGGAUGACUUCGGUGGUGCCGAAUGGCAAUAUAACUUGGGGAUUCAAAAAUCAGAUCAUUGACGGCUCGUGGGUGUUUAGAGUCGGUAAUGACACGCUUGAACCGAAAAACCAUCAAAAUGUUGAUGGAUGGUCACAAGGGACAGGAAAUAGAUGGAAGCGAUCUUUGAAGUCAUACGAGAAUGGCAUAGACAACCCACAAACAAAACAAGAGCAUUUUAUCAAAAUAAAACGAAGUCCCUCUGAAGAGGACUACGAUGAUGAUGAGGAAGAAGAUAUAUUUCAAAAAAUUAUUGGAUGUUUUAUGGAGUUUUUCAAAGCGUUAGAAGGAAUUUUUCAGAAUUCAGGGUGACAUAUUAUGCCAUUUACUAGCAAUGAGCCAAUAUAAUUAUUAACUAUACUACUUUCCCAGAGUACAAUGAGCGGGACAUCAUCACUAUAAUAUAUAAUAUUUUGUUUUUGUCACCACUUAUUGUAUCGCACUUAUU